AUGCCUGCCAAAACCCUCUCUCGCGCCGAGGUCGCCAAGCACAACACCGAGGACUCGCUCUGGUGUAUCAUCGACCACCGCGUCUACGAUCUGACCGAUUUUGUCGACGCCCACCCUGGCGGUGCGGUCGUCUUGAACCAGGUCGCCGGCAAAGACGCAACCACAGAUUUCUAUAACCUUCACCGACAAGAAGUCCUGGAGAAGUACCGUGAUCAGCUAUGCAUUGGUACCAUUGAAGGCGAGAAGCCAGAGGUCAUCGAGCCCCAAGUGGGCGCCUUGAGCCCGGUCCCGUACGCGGAGCCUCUCUGGCUGCGUCCCGAGUUCAAGAGCCCUUACUACAAGGACAGCCACCGCCGGUUGCAGAAGGCGAUGCGCGAGUUCACGGAUAAAUAUAUUACUCCCGAGGCCCAGGAGAAAGAGCAGGACGGCACCUACAUCAGCCAGGAGCUGAUCAACCGGAUGGCCGAGACCAACAUUCUUGCCAUGCGGCUGGGUCCCGGCAAGCACCUGCACGGACGGUCAAUCCUUGGAGGGGUGAUCGACGGCAAGGAAUUCGAUUACCUGCACGACAUGAUCGUCACGCAAGAGAUGGUCCGGGCCAAUGCCCGCGGUUUCCAGGAUGGAAACAUGGCUGGUAUGGCCAUCUCAUUGACCGCUGUGCAGCAGUGGCUUCACAACCAGGAGCUUAAAGAGCGAGUCACCGCGGAGGUUCUGUCCGGCCAGAAGAAGAUGUGCCUUGCCAUCACCGAGGCCUUUGCUGGGUCUGACGUGGCGGGCCUCAAGACGACCGCCGAGAAGACUCCUGAUGGCAAGUUUUACAUUGUCAAUGGUACCAAGAAGUGGAUCACCAACGGCAUGUUUGCCGACUACUUCGUGACCGGAUGUCGGACCGAGAAGGGAUUCUCAGUCCUGCUGAUCCCCCGCGGCGAGGGCGUGGAGACCAAGCAGAUCAAGACCUCUUACUCGACUGCCGCAGCUACUGCCUUUGUCCAGUUCGAGAACGUCAGGGUCCCCGUCGGCAACCUUUUGGGGGAGGAGCACAAGGGUUUCAUUGUGAUCAUGAGCAACUUCAACCACGAGCGGUUCAUGAUGGCCGGUGCUGUCGUUCGGAUGUGCAUGACCAUCGUGGAAGAGUGCUUGAAGUGGUGCAACCAACGUAUUGUCUUUGGCAAGAAGCUCAUUGAGCAGCCCGCAAUCCGCCAGAAGCUUGCCCGUAUGAUUUCUCUCACCGAGUCCAACCAGGCUUGGCUCGAGUCCAUCGCGUAUCAGAUGUGCAACAUGUCCUACGCUGAGCAGGCGGUUCACCUUGGUGGGCCCAUCGGCCUGCUUAAGUCACACUCCACCCGUGCGGCGCAGGAAAUCGCAGACUACUCGACCAAUAUCUUCGGGGGCCGUGGUCUCACUCAAAGUGGCAUGGGUAAAGUGGUGGAGAUGUUCCAUCGCACAUACAAAUUCGAUGCCAUCCUGGGUGGUACUGAAGAGAUCCUGGGAGAUCUUGGUGUGAGACAAGCGAUGAAGAAGUUCCCCAAGUCGAUGCUUUGA
This is a messenger RNA of Penicillium diatomitis, 1542 nucleotides long. RefSeq names its product acyl-CoA dehydrogenase family protein. The coding region runs from base 1 to 1542 and encodes 513 amino acids. The transcript is spliced from 3 exons. Gene Ontology annotation, molecular function: acyl-CoA dehydrogenase activity; flavin adenine dinucleotide binding; heme binding. The record is from RefSeq and is a predicted model, not a curated record. Lineage: Eukaryota; Fungi; Ascomycota; Eurotiomycetes; Eurotiales; Aspergillaceae.